Messenger RNA from Yarrowia lipolytica CLIB122, 1716 nucleotides. RefSeq lists its product as uncharacterized. NCBI's taxonomy places the organism in Eukaryota, Fungi, Ascomycota, Dipodascomycetes, Dipodascales. The record is from RefSeq and is a predicted model, not a curated record. Gene Ontology annotation, cellular component: cytosol; nucleus. Gene Ontology annotation, molecular function: thiamine pyrophosphate binding; pyruvate decarboxylase activity; magnesium ion binding.
AUGAGCGACUCCGAACCCCAAAUGGUCGACCUGGGCGACUAUCUCUUUGCCCGAUUCAAGCAGCUAGGCGUGGACUCCGUCUUUGGAGUGCCCGGCGACUUCAACCUCACCCUGUUGGACCACGUGUACAAUGUCGACAUGCGGUGGGUUGGGAACACAAACGAGCUGAAUGCCGGCUACUCGGCCGACGGCUACUCCCGGGUCAAGCGGCUGGCAUGUCUUGUCACCACCUUUGGCGUGGGAGAGCUGUCUGCCGUGGCUGCUGUGGCAGGCUCGUACGCCGAGCAUGUGGGCGUGGUGCAUGUUGUGGGCGUUCCCAGCACCUCUGCUGAGAACAAGCAUCUGCUGCUGCACCACACACUCGGUAACGGCGACUUCCGGGUCUUUGCCCAGAUGUCCAAACUCAUCUCCGAGUACACCCACCAUAUUGAGGACCCCAGCGAGGCUGCCGACGUAAUCGACACCGCCAUCCGAAUCGCCUACACCCACCAGCGGCCCGUUUACAUUGCUGUGCCCUCCAACUUCUCCGAGGUCGAUAUUGCCGACCAGGCUAGACUGGAUACCCCCCUGGACCUUUCGCUGCAGCCCAACGACCCCGAGAGCCAGUACGAGGUGAUUGAGGAGAUUUGCUCGCGUAUCAAGGCCGCCAAGAAGCCCGUGAUUCUCGUCGACGCCUGCGCUUCGCGAUACAGAUGUGUGGACGAGACCAAGGAGCUGGCCAAGAUCACCAACUUUGCCUACUUUGUCACUCCCAUGGGUAAGGGUUCUGUGGACGAGGAUACUGACCGGUACGGAGGAACAUACGUCGGAUCGCUGACUGCUCCUGCUACUGCCGAGGUGGUUGAGACAGCUGAUCUCAUCAUCUCCGUAGGAGCUCUUCUGUCGGACUUCAACACCGGUUCCUUCUCGUACUCCUACUCCACCAAAAACGUGGUGGAAUUGCAUUCGGACCACGUCAAAAUCAAGUCCGCCACCUACAACAACGUCGGCAUGAAAAUGCUGUUCCCGCCCCUGCUCGAAGCCGUCAAGAAACUGGUUGCCGAGACCCCUGACUUUGCAUCCAAGGCUCUGGCUGUUCCCGACACCACUCCCAAGAUCCCCGAGGUACCCGAUGAUCACAUUACGACCCAGGCAUGGCUGUGGCAGCGUCUCAGUUACUUUCUGAGGCCCACCGACAUCGUGGUCACCGAGACCGGAACCUCGUCCUUUGGAAUCAUCCAGACCAAGUUCCCCCACAACGUCCGAGGUAUCUCGCAGGUGCUGUGGGGCUCUAUUGGAUACUCGGUGGGAGCAGCCUGUGGAGCCUCCAUUGCUGCACAGGAGAUUGACCCCCAGCAGCGAGUGAUUCUGUUUGUGGGCGACGGCUCUCUUCAGCUGACGGUGACCGAGAUCUCGUGCAUGAUCCGCAACAACGUCAAGCCGUACAUUUUUGUGCUCAACAACGACGGCUACACCAUCGAGAGGCUCAUUCACGGCGAAAACGCCUCGUACAACGAUGUGCACAUGUGGAAGUACUCCAAGAUUCUCGACACGUUCAACGCCAAGGCCCACGAGUCGAUUGUGGUCAACACCAAGGGCGAGAUGGACGCUCUGUUCGACAACGAAGAGUUUGCCAAGCCCGACAAGAUCCGGCUCAUUGAGGUCAUGUGCGACAAGAUGGACGCGCCUGCCUCGUUGAUCAAGCAGGCUGAGCUCUCUGCCAAGACCAACGUUUAG